AUGUAUAUCCAAAAUGAUGUUCGCACUCAGAUCAAUGUAGGAAGAAAAAGAGAARCCAUUGGUGUAUGUAUGGAUGAGAUGAUGUUAUCCAAAGAGGCAUUAAUAAAAAUCAUAAGCCAGAACAAUGGUAACAAGAAUAUAAAAAUCGAUGAUGAAGUCAUACCGAUGAUACAAAAAUAUUUGGAUGUUUUCAUUGAAGAGGCGGCGUUGCGAUCACUGCAAUCCCACAAAGAUUCUACUGAAGCCCACGACGGCGAUGGGCCCUUCGAAUUAUCGCAUUUGGAUCUAGAGCGUAUAGUUGGUCUACUGCUAAUGGACAUGUAG
Molecule: messenger RNA, 324 nt
Organism: Saccharomyces eubayanus
Lineage: Eukaryota; Fungi; Ascomycota; Saccharomycetes; Saccharomycetales; Saccharomycetaceae
Gene: MHF2
Product: Mhf2p
Exons: 1
Coding region: 1-324 (107 amino acids)
Biological process (GO): kinetochore assembly; DNA repair
Molecular function (GO): protein heterodimerization activity
Source: RefSeq, a predicted model, not a curated record